Messenger RNA from Cadophora gregata, 1569 nucleotides. RefSeq names its product Arginine N-methyltransferase 2 (gene RMT2). Bases 40 to 1353 code for a protein of 437 amino acids. The record is from RefSeq and is a predicted model, not a curated record. Gene Ontology annotation, biological process: peptidyl-arginine methylation. The transcript is spliced from 2 exons. Lineage: Eukaryota; Fungi; Ascomycota; Leotiomycetes; Helotiales; Ploettnerulaceae. Gene Ontology annotation, cellular component: nucleus; cytoplasm. Gene Ontology annotation, molecular function: protein arginine N5-methyltransferase activity.
CUCAAAACACACACUUCACAUUAUCCCCUAUAACUCAAAAUGAAAGACCCAGCAUUCGCCCCAGACCCCUCAUCUGCAGUCGACAUAACCACACAAUCCAUCCUCCUCCACGCCUCGCAACACGACCUCCAAGCUCUUAAACCCCUCCUUCGCGUCCCAGGAAACGCAAGCGUCCAGGAUCCAGAAACGGGAUAUACGCCUUUACACGCUGCUAUUGCUGCUUGCGGACCUGUGAAAUCGUCUGCGACUCAAAAUGGAGAGGAGUUUACAACUGGAGGGGCUGUGAAAGAGGGUGAGGGUGCCAACGAAGAGGAGGACGAAGAAGUCGAUAUUGAGAAAGUGAAGAAGGUCAUAGAGGAGCUUUUCUUCAGCGGCGCGAUAUGGAAUGAUCUCGAUGCGAAUAAUGAGACGCCUGGGUGCCUGGCGUAUAGGUUGGGGAGGAUGGAGUUAUAUGAUAUGUGUGUGAACGCUGGAGUUAGAGCGGAGUUGUUGUUGGGUCUGAUGGGUGGGUAUGAGGAGCUUGAGGGAGAGGAUACGGAUGAAGAGAUGGAGGAGAGCACUGAAGUCGAAACUGGUGUGGAAGCUAGGGAGGGAGAGACCGCGCAGGACACGAAUGGAACAACAGAGACUGCUACCCACGAACUCGCUGUCGGACCAGCCGAAGAAGUCGCCCUCUCCCACCAAAACGAAACACAAGCCCCCAAACAAGACGUCAAUUCCGCCGACUAUCUCGCCUCAAACCUCACCUUCACAGACUCCGCCCUCCUCGACUCCGACGCAAACGGCGUAAUGAUGUCCUGGGAAACCGCCAUCAUGCGACGAACCGUAGACCUCCUAAUCCCAGACCUCAAACCCGGCUCCCGAAUCCUCAACAUCGGAUUCGGAAUGGGCAUCGUGGACCGCAUGUUUCGGGACACGAAACCUGCCCGUCAUCAUAUUCUCGAAGCACAUCCCGCGGUCCUGCAAAAACUAGCUAGCGAGGAUUCAGAUUUUGGGAAGAGUUGGGAGGAGUCUGCCCCUAGUGCUGGGGAGGAAGGAAGUGGGAAGGAGGGAGCGUAUAGAAUCCAUGCGGGGAAAUGGCAGGAUAUCUGUCCGCAGCUCCUCCAAUCCGGGGAAGUCUACGAUGCUAUCUACUUCGACACUUUCGGCGAGGAUUAUUCCCAACUUAAACUCUUCUUCACUGAAUUCGUGCCCGGACUCCUGGAUGGUGAAGGCAGAUUCGGGUUCUUCAAUGGAUUAGGAGCGGAUAGGAGGGUGUGCUAUGAUGUUUAUUGUAAGGUGGUGGAGAUGGAUGCUUUGGAGGCGGGCAUGGAUGUUGAGUGGGAGGAGGUAUUGGGUUUUGGAAAAAUAUAGGUUGCCGGUGUGUACAUUCCUGGGUUAGAUGUUUGGGUGCGCGGUUUGAUGGUUGGUUGAUUGGGCGGUGGGGGCGGAGGAAAGAGUGAUAUGAUACCCUGCAUUGGAAUGGCGUCAAAAUGAACAUACAUAGACUCGAUGAUGUUGAAAGGAGGAUGAUGAAAUGAAGCGCUACUGGAAGCGUUACCUCAACUAGAAAAUUGCUCCAUAUAGAAA